GGAGGAGUGAGUUGACUUUGUUCAGUGUAGAGUUUGAGUCGCAGUGACGCGCCGCGGACCCGCAGCAUCUGCAGCGCUCGGCCACAAGUUCUCAUCAACAUCACAUCUGAUGUCUUCUCUGGCAAUGCAUCUUGGAAAGUAUCUUCUGGAAUGUCUAAUCCAACCCUGGCAGUCUUCAGGAAAAAUGUCUCCACACCCCGCAUUCAUUGCCUCCAGUAAAGUCAUCUGGUCAUGUGGAUGGUGGUCAUAAACCUUCCACCUCCAUGCAGAGAAAAACUCCUCUAUGGGGUUUAAGAAGGGGGAGUAUGGAGGCAGGAAUAAUACUGACAUCCUGGGAUGUGCUGCGAACCAGUCUGUGACUGCAGCAGAGUGGUGGAAUGCCACAUUAUCCCACACCACAACGAAGUGAGUCAUGGCUCACAGUGACGGCUGAACGACCGCUGCGUCUCACACACAUCUGUUGUCCUGUAGUUGAUGGAGUGUGUUGUGUGUUCGAGGUCAUGGCCACGGGCUCUUCCAGAACAGACUGUAGCAAUAACGUCCGAGAGCUGCACGCCAUCGUUUCAGGUGCCAAACUCAAGAGGAAGAAGAACUGGUUCGGAACCACCGUCUAUGUGGAAGUGACAUCGGAGGGAGAGAGCAAGAAAACCGCCAAAUGCCACAGCUCCUCCCACCCCAAAUGGGACGAACGGCUGACACUGAGCGUGACGCCUCACUCGCAGCUGGACUUCAGAGUCUGGAGUCAUCACACACUGAAGACAGACGCUCUGCUGGGAAAAGCCUCACUGGACCUGAUAGAGACACUCCGCAAACAUGACAGCAAACGUAUAACUCUUCUCUCUCCUCUUGAUUUCUCCAGAUUUGUCCUGUUUAAAGGAACCGUUCAACCAAGAAAUCUAAAAUUCAGUCUUCAUCGAUUCGCGCUCGUGUGGUUGUACAGUGAGGGAAAUAAGUAUUUGAUCCCCUGCUGAUUUUGUAAG
Molecule: messenger RNA, 980 nt
Organism: Triplophysa rosa
Lineage: Eukaryota; Metazoa; Chordata; Actinopteri; Cypriniformes; Nemacheilidae
Product: NEDD4-like E3 ubiquitin-protein ligase WWP1
Exons: 6
Coding region: 378-971 (197 amino acids)
Source: RefSeq, a predicted model, not a curated record